AUGGACGCACGCUUUGGACAGGUUACGCACAGGCACGGAGGGGUGAACCAGCUCGGUGGUGUCUUUAUUAACGGGCGCCCGUUACCGCACGUGGUGAGAAAGCACAUCGUGGAGCUCGCGCAACAGGGUGUGCGUCCCUGUGAGAUCUCCCGCCGCCUGCGCGUCAGUCACGGCUGUGUCAGCAAAAUACUGACCAGGUACAAUGAGACAGGAAGCAUCCGACCGGGAGUGAUUGGAGGCUCUAAGCCCAAAGUGGCCACUCCCAGAGUUGUGCAAAUGAUCGUGCAUCUGAAACACACCAACCCGACCAUUUUCGCCUGGGAGAUCCAAGACAGGCUGCUGCUGGAGCAAGUGUGCGACCAUGACAGCGUGCCCAGCAUCAGCUCCAUCAACAGGAUCAUCAGAAACAAAGUCCAGUCCGAGUCUUGUGAAGUUGUGUCAUCAGUGUCAUCUGUUGCUAUGGGAACAGUCUAUUCCUCUGAGUCCACCUAUUCCAUCAGUGGGAUUCUGGGAAUCAGGAAAUGUAGUCACAAACAUAAAGAAGGAGGGGACGUCUCCUGCAGCGUGUACCACGAGCAGCCAUGUUCUUUUAAUGACGCCUGGGGAUGGUCCGACCCCUGCCUGACCUUUUACCCCAGCCUGCCAGCUAAUCAUAAUCCAGGCCUCUUAGGGCAUCCAUGUCAUUACAGCUGA
Cottoperca gobio is the source of this 693-nucleotide messenger RNA. RefSeq names its product paired box protein Pax-5-like. NCBI's taxonomy places the organism in Eukaryota, Metazoa, Chordata, Actinopteri, Perciformes, Bovichtidae. The record is from RefSeq and is a predicted model, not a curated record. The transcript is spliced from 7 exons. Gene Ontology annotation, molecular function: RNA polymerase II cis-regulatory region sequence-specific DNA binding; DNA-binding transcription factor activity, RNA polymerase II-specific. The coding region runs from base 1 to 693 and encodes 230 amino acids. Gene Ontology annotation, biological process: anatomical structure development; regulation of transcription by RNA polymerase II.